Messenger RNA from Apodemus sylvaticus (European woodmouse), 2008 nucleotides. RefSeq names its product acylcarnitine hydrolase. Gene Ontology annotation, cellular component: intracellular membrane-bounded organelle. The transcript is spliced from 13 exons. NCBI's taxonomy places the organism in Eukaryota, Metazoa, Chordata, Mammalia, Rodentia, Muridae. Gene Ontology annotation, molecular function: carboxylic ester hydrolase activity. The coding region runs from base 73 to 1758 and encodes 561 amino acids. The record is from RefSeq and is a predicted model, not a curated record.
CUCACACAUUCUUCUUCCUGUUUGUGAAACUUGGUCUUCUUAACAGCACAGACUCAGGCCUGAGAGCAGAUCAUGCCGUGGAACCAUCUCCAUACCUGGCUAAAUGUUGUGGGUUUUGGGCUGCUGCUUCUUCUUAUCCAUGUGCAGGGUCAAGACUCAUCAGAGACCAGCCCCAUCAGAAACACACAUACAGGCCAAGUCCGAGGCAGCCUGGUUCACGUGAAGGACACUAAAGCUGGUGUCCACACCUUCCUGGGAAUUCCCUUUGCCAAGCCUCCUGUAGGACCACUGCGCUUCAAACCUCCUCAGGACCCUGAACCAUGGAGUGGUGUGAGAGAUGGGACCUCACAGCCGGCCAUGUGUCUGCAAAAUCAUGAUAUGCUGAAUGAAGCAGGCAUACCGGAUAUGAAAAUGAUCCUGUCUUCCCUCCCUAUGUCUGAGGACUGCCUGUAUCUCAACAUCUACACACCAGCCCAUGCCCGUGAGGGCUCUAACCUGCCUGUGAUGGUGUGGAUCCACGGAGGUGCACUGGUUAUAGGAAUGGCUUCCAUGUGUGAUGGAUCUCUACUGGCAGUCAAUGAGGACUUGGUGCUUGUCACUAUUCAGUACCGUCUGGGUGUCCUGGGCUUUUUCAGCACUGGAGAUGAGCACGCCAGAGGCAACUGGGGAUACUUGGACCAAGCAGCCGCCCUACGCUGGGUCCAGCAGAACAUCGCCCACUUUGGUGGCGACCCUCACCGUGUCACUAUUUUUGGCGAAUCUGCAGGUGGUGCUAGUGUGUCUUCACUUGUUGUAUCCCCCAUGUCCCAAGGGCUCUUCCAUGGAGCCAUCAUGGAGAGUGGAGUGGCGGUGCUUCCUGGCCUUAUCUCUGACACCUCUGAGAUGGUCCAUACUACGGUGGCCAAGCUCUCUGGAUGUGAGGCCAUGGACUCAGAGGCCCUGGUGCACUGUCUGAGAGGCAAGAGUGAAACAGAGAUUGUGGCUAUUAACAAGGUCUUCAAGUUGAUCCCCGCUGUGGUGGAUGGGGAGUUCCUGCCCAGGCAUCCCAAAGAGUUGUUAGCAUCUGAGGAUUUUCACCCGGUCCCCAGCAUCAUUGGUGUCAACAAUGAUGAGUACGGUUGGACCCUUCCUAUGGUCAUGGGCUCUGCUCAGACAAUAAAGGAAAUAACCAAAGAGAACCUGCAGGCUGUUCUGAAAGAUACAGCCACACAAAUGAUGCUGCCUCCAGAGUGUAGUGACCUGCUAAUGGAAGAGUACAUGGGGAACAUUGAGGACCCAGAUACCCUCCAAGCUCAGUUCAGAGAGAUGAUGGCAGACUUCACGUUCGUGAUCCCGUCUCUCCAAGUAGCACAUUUUCAACGUCCCCAUGCACCUGUCUACUUCUAUGAGUUCCAACAUGCACCCAGCUACUUCAAGGAUGUCAGGCCACCCCACGUGAAGGCUGACCAUGCUGAUGAGGUUCCUUUCAUCUUUGGGUCCUUCUUCUGGGGCAUGAAACUUGACCUCACUGAGGAGGAGAAGCUGCUGAGCAAGAGGAUGAUGAAAUACUGGGCCAACUUUGCAAGACAUGGGAACCCCAACAGCGAGGGUCUACCCUACUGGCCUGUGAUGGACCAAGAUGAGCAGUACCUGCAGCUGAACACCCAGCCUGCUGUGGGCCGAGCCCUGAAGGCCAGAAGGCUGCAGUUCUGGACCAAGACUCUGCCCCAGAAGAUCCAGGAGCUAAAAAGGACUCAGAAAAACCAUGCAGAGCUGUAGUGUUCGGUAUCAGGAAAGGAGUGUAGGAGUGAGGGAAGACAUGUUUGAGAAAUGCUCUGUGGGGCUGGAGAGAUGGCUUAGCAGUUAAGAGCACUGACUGCUCUUCCGAAGGUCCUGAGUUCAAAUCCCAGCAACCACAUGGUGGCUCACAAGGAUCUGUAAUGCAAUCUGACGCCCUUUUCUGGUGUGUCUGAAGACAGCUACAGUGUACUUAUAUAUAAUAAAUAAAUAAGCCUUAAAAAAAAAGAAA